Messenger RNA from Polistes canadensis, 3953 nucleotides. RefSeq names its product A-kinase anchor protein 10, mitochondrial (gene pkaap). The record is from RefSeq and is a predicted model, not a curated record. Gene Ontology annotation, molecular function: protein kinase A binding. The transcript is spliced from 10 exons. NCBI's taxonomy places the organism in Eukaryota, Metazoa, Arthropoda, Insecta, Hymenoptera, Vespidae. Gene Ontology annotation, cellular component: plasma membrane. Gene Ontology annotation, biological process: intracellular protein localization. The coding region runs from base 202 to 2016 and encodes 604 amino acids.
GAGAGAGAGAGAGAGUAAUUAUAAAUAGGUGUAAUCGAAUCGAAAAAUAUCGAAUUCAAAUUCGAAAUAAAAACACGCACACGCGAUUAUCGAAGAAGGGAAUAUAUAUAAAAGUUAUUUCUCUGAAUAAAAUCGAAAUAUUCUUUAUUUUAAGUGUACGUCAUAUCGCGUUGUUUAUCAUGUUACUCUUUGACGUAAAAAAUGUUCCAAUUUUUUAAAAAACCUGGGCAACGAGACAGGCCCAGAUUAUUACAUGCAUCGCCAACAAAAUCAACACAAUUAGGAAAGACAUUUGCAGAUGAAUACGGUGAUGAUUGUGCGUCGAUCUAUUUACCAUCAAGUACAUUGUGCAGCCUUGAGGAGGAAGAGGAAGAUGAUAUCGUUAAGGAAGAUAAAGACAAUAAAAGACCGUUCAGGUCACAACUUUCUAAAACGCUUCCAGAAAUUCUUGCAGAUAAGGAUGCCCUAGGUUAUUUCAUUCAAUUUAUGGAUACAAGACAUUCAAUAGCUCUUAUCAAGUUUUGGUUAGAAGUUGAAUGUUUAUGCGAAUCAUUUCCCAAUUUUCAUCUCAGCAAUGAAAAUGUAGAGAAUUUUAAUUUGAAGAACGAUUGUACUACUACUACUAUUGCUACUACUACUACUACUACUACUACUACUAUUACUACUAUGGAGUCAAGUAGUUUGUCUAAUUCGUUGGAUGAUAAUGAUAAUUUUAAUUGCAACGUGCUCCAAGGUAAUAUUGAAAAUGAUGUUAGAGAAAAGGGACUGUACAAUGAAAUUGUAAAUACUAACGAUGUUAAAUCAAAUUGUAAUGACACGCCAAAGAUUAAUGAGAUGCUAAGUGGUAUGCGACAAUUAAAUCGCAAGUUGGAGAACGAUAGAGGAGGCGAUAUGACAAAUACUAGGCAAGAUGCUUUAAGGAUUUAUAAAAAAUAUAUUAUUAAAGAAACAUUGGGUACUAAUAGAAUUCCUGAGGAAGUAAAACUAGAUAUAGAAAAUGCUCUUAAAUGCAAAAACAUAGAGCCUAUAUUACGGUGCCUAUCUAACAUUCAAAAUAUUAUAUUUGAUGUUAUCGAAAAGGAGUAUAUUAAUGACUUUCUUAGAAGUGAAUUUCAUUGUAAACAUCAAAUUGAUGUUCUCACCAGUGGAAAUGUACAAUUAGGAGAUAUAUUAUAUAAUGAAACUGCGUUUUUUUAUUUCAUGGAGUUCAUGGAACUCGAAAAUAAACGCGAGCUCUUAGACUUUUGGAUGGCUGCAAUUAAUUAUAAACAAAAUCUUUUGGAAAAAAAAGAUCCGAUUAAUCCUGAGGAAGCUCAAUCCGACGCUCUGAUCAUAUACGACAAAUAUUUUAGUUUGCAAGCAACUACACCUCUUGGGUUUAACGAUAAAAUACGUUUUGAAGUCGAAGAAAAUAUUUGUCGCGAAGACGGAGAGGGACCAUUACCUGAUUGUUUUGAUAAACCUUGUAAAAUUGUAUAUAAAUUUCUCAAUAAGCACUAUUUACCUACCUUUUUAUCGUCGCAGUUGUAUUAUAAAUAUUUAUCGGAACUGAUCAGUACCAUUCAAAGCAAUCCAUGUUCGAAUUAUCAGCUCCGGAUAAAGAGAGCGGGUUCCGACUGCAGUAGUGAAGUGAGCUCUAUUAGCAACAGUAUGCAAAGCACCCUGCAGGCAGGGAACAAUGCCAAUGGAAUAUUAUCUAAUACUAGUACUAGUACGAAGACAAGUGCACACAAUAAUAUGAAUAUCGAUACAAGACAACUUUACGAUCCAGAUUCUUUAUGGAGACGUAACAAAUAUAGAUUAAGCGUUGGCUACAUCGAUUACUUGGGUAGAUUUAUUACAGAAAUAGAACCUGAUCCUUGCAGAAAAUAUGAAUCACGAUUAGCGCGCGCUGUCAAAAGACUCGUCAAUUUGGAACAAGAUAAGGCAAAAGAAGAGUUAGCAUGGAAAAUAGCAGAAAUGAUCAUUCGUGAUAUUACGUCUUUGACUUUAGGAGCAACAAAUCAUCCAUCUUGAUGGGAUAUAUACUUUACCAUAUAAAAAUCAUUUUGGAAGCUUUUUGUACACCGCAAGAAAUGGUUAAAAAGGUCUUAUUUUCAAAUAAUUAUUUUAUUAUUAUUAUUAUCAUUAUUAUUUAUUACAGGUUAAAAAUAUAUUUCAUGAAAUGUGCCAAAAGUUCAAUGAAAAUUAAGUUACUUUAUAGAUCGGCUACAAUUAUUUAAAUUUGAUAUUUUUAAACAAUUUCACGGAGCACUGCUUAAUUAUUUUCAUUUUUCACAAAUCAAGUUUGAUAUUAAUGGAUUAUUAGAAUGAGGUUUUAAUAUACGAUAGGUCUUAUAUGUGAUUUAUAUUUACAAUUAGAUUAUAAUAUGUUAGUACAAUUGUUUUAUUUUAGUUUAUAAUAUAUUUACAAAAAUACGAAUACGUAAAGAGUGUCUAAGAUUUUUCCAACCAAACUGUGUUUGUUUUAUUUUCGUGCAUAGAAUACACUGACACUGUUUAACUGGAAAAACCUCAGACACCUUGUAUACAUCAGAUAAUCAAAGUAAAUUCAUUGUAUAUAAUAUCUUUUAAUUAUGAAAGUAACAAUUUCAAAAUACAGGAUAGUAUUAUACCCCAUUCGUUUACUACUUAAUAUUUUAUAUUUUUUCUAUAAAUUUUCUUUAUUACAUGACAUCUUGAUACAUACAUAUAUAUUGUUUUAAGUUAACAAUUAAUAUAUUUACCGGUUAGUGCGUAUCACAGAUGAAACAAUAAAAUAUUAAAUACUAUAUUUUAAGAAGCAACAUAAUGGAAACAAUGGUACAAGUUAAAUGAGUAUCUCUUUUGAAAGAAUUUUAAGAGUAUAUAUACUCUUAAUUUUAAAAAAACAAUUUAUCAGAAAAUAAAGUCAAUGAAAGAGAGAGAUUGUUCAUAUUUGUGAAUAUAUAUAUAACUGUAGAUAUAUAUCGUGCAAGAGUCGCUGUAGAGCCAGCACAAAUUGAAUCGCUUAAAAAUGUUUUUAAGUUAACUAAACAUCUUCUUAAAUUAUAAAUAAUACUCCAACAAUUUGAGAAGGUAUAAUUUUUAUUCAUGAGAUUAUAUAAAAGUAUUAAUUUUGAAUAUAUAAUAAUUAUAAGCGCAUAACAAAAUAAUUUCCGUAAAAUGCAUUCUUUUGAACGCGUUUAAAAUUUUAAUUAUUAUUUAUUUAAACGUUUCUCUUCUUUUUUUUUAAUACUAUAUUACAGAAAACACAAAUUUCUUCCCAGCAGUAUUUUAUUGGUGCGAUAUCUUAAUCCUUUUGAUACUACCAGUGACACUGUAGUAAAGGGUUAAGCUAUAUUCUAUUAAAAAAGUAUAGUUAUAAAUUUAAAAAAUAAAAAAAUGAUCUGAUUAAUUAAUUGAAAAAUAAUAAAAAAAUUUUUCUUAGCGUGCUAGUAGCAUAAACGAAGUUGAUUAAUUGUAUAUAUUAAUAUCUGUAAUAUAUAAUAUAUAAAAUUAAAAGAGACACACUGCAUAUAAACAUACAUACAGAUUAAAUAAACGAAUUAAGAAUUAGUUGAUUAGAAUUAAAUAGUAAAUUUAUUUUCGAGUAUAUAUAUAAAAAUUGUACAUUAUGUAUAAGAAAAGGAAAAAAAAAAAAGAAGAAUCAUUAAAAUUGAUAAAAGUAAUAUGUGCUAUACUUGAAUAAUGUACUAUCGUAAAUGAUAAGCUGAUAGAUCAAAAUUGUGAUGUUAACGAAUAUAACAUAUUUACUGCUGCUUGCUGGUUCCUUUUUAUACUAUAUUUAAUACACAACUAAUUAUUAAUUUUUUUAAAAACUUGUAAUAAUAACAAACGUAACAACAUUUUUAUAGCACUUACAUUUAUUAAUUAUUUCAAUGAAUGUAAAAUAUUUCUUUUCGCGUGACAAUAGAAAAGAUGUAUAUUUUGAAUUAACAAGAAUAUUAUUAUUGUGUCUAUUAUAUUUAUUA